AUGGAAGCAACUGAGAGCCUUUCCCAAGGCCAAGCAGCUGCAAUAGCAGCAGCAACAGCAGCAGCAGAGAAUCUGGCCCAAAGAGCCAGAGAGGCCUUUGCUGCAGCGACUGCAGCAGCAGCAGCAGCAGCAGAACCCCACAGUCCCACCCUUAAGCCAGGUGAGCUGCAGGAAGGGCAGGGAGGAGGAGACAGCCACGGCAGUACGGCUGGGUGCUGCUGGUGCUGCUGCUGGCGGUGCUGCUGCAGCUGCUGCUGGCUUUUAAUGUUGUUAGAGCAAGAAUCCGCUUCGGGGUCAAACCCCCAGAGACCUACGCAGUUAAAGCACGCGGUGGAGAUGUACACGAUAUUCAUUCCUUUGCUGCUGGCUGGGGGCCUCGCGAGUCCGUUGGCUUCGGCCUUCGGAGGCUUUUUGUUUCUCCUCGGCACUUUCGUCUACGCCCUCGGCUACUACUCAGGCGAAGCUGCAAAUCGAAAGUGGGGCUCCUUCCAGCUCGUAGGAUUGGUGAUAUGCAUGGCCACAACUCUACUACAGGCCAUUCAGCUGCUGCGCAGCGCCUGA
Molecule: messenger RNA, 561 nt
Organism: Eimeria tenella
Lineage: Eukaryota; Apicomplexa; Conoidasida; Eucoccidiorida; Eimeriidae
Exons: 5
Coding region: 1-561 (186 amino acids)
Cellular component (GO): membrane; endoplasmic reticulum; nuclear envelope
Molecular function (GO): glutathione transferase activity; glutathione peroxidase activity
Source: RefSeq, a predicted model, not a curated record